Messenger RNA from Branchiostoma belcheri (Belcher's lancelet), 1395 nucleotides. Its product is annotated as zonadhesin-like. The transcript has 8 exons. Gene Ontology annotation, cellular component: extracellular matrix. NCBI's taxonomy places the organism in Eukaryota, Metazoa, Chordata, Leptocardii, Amphioxiformes, Branchiostomatidae. The record is from RefSeq and is a predicted model, not a curated record. Bases 1 to 1395 code for a protein of 464 amino acids.
AUGCAUACCAUCGCCACCGCGCUUCCUUUCAGCCUUGCACUGGGCAAGAUCGAAGUUACACCCAGCGGUAGGUUUGUUCGAGUAGAGUUGGCAAAAUUGUACGUGGUCAUCCUCUACGAUGGGUCACACGAAGUUAAGGUGGAGAUUCCAGAUAAAUAUCGAAAUAGGAUGUGUGGUCUGGGCGGUAACUACAAUGGUAUGGAGAACGAUGACUUUCUAUUGCCGAAUGGAAACAUCGCCUCGAACUGGAACGACUUCGGGAAUAGCUGGGAGACUGACACCAGCUCUGCAUGGGGAGAUCCUCACUAUACAACAUUCGACGGAAGGGAACAUCAUUUCCAAGGUCCGUGCAGAUACACGUUCGCCAAGGACUGCGGAAACACCAGUGAUUUUAAUGUAGAAGUACAACAAGUUCCAGUGAACCCAACCGUGUCAGUUGUGCGUGAAGUGUACGUGAUGGCAUACGGGUACGAGAUAGGGAUUCUUCAAGGCAAAGUUGUGACGGUAAGUGGGUUUCCCUCCACGCUUCCUUUCAGCCUUGCACUGGGCAAGAUCAAAGUUACACUGAGCGGCAGGUUUGUUCGAGUAGAGUUGGCAGAAUUGUACGUGGUCAUCCUCUACGAUGGGUCACACGAAGUUAAGGUGGAGAUUCCGGAUAAAUAUCGAAAUAGGAUGUGUGGUCUGGGCGGUAACUACAACGGUAUGGAGAACGAUGACUUUCUAUUGCCGAAUGGAAACAUCGCCUCGAACUGGAACGACUUCGGGAAUAGCUGGGAGACUGACAGCAAUGCGUAUGUUACCUGUCAUGGAGAUCCUCCGACCGGCCCACCCCCGACCCAAGGACCGUGUAACCAGACCUAUUCAGACCCGUGUGACGUGCUUACCGACUCGCCCGGCCCGUUUACUACUUGCCAUGGCGUUGUAGAUCCUCAGCUUUACUUGCGAACCUGCGUUUUUGACACGUGUGCAACGAGCGGCCAGGAGGAGUAUCUCUGUGCGAACCUGGAGGCGUACUAUGACUCUUGUAGGGGCGCCGGCGUGUCUCCCUUCACUUGGCGAACGUCAGAUCUCUGUCCUAUGGAUUGCCCAGCAAACAGCACGUACUCAUCAUGUACAAGCGCCUGCCCUUCGACCUGCGUGAACCCCAGCGCCUCAGACAACUGUACCCUUCCCUGUGUAGAAGGCUGCGAGUGCAACCCAGGCUACGUACUUAGUGGGCUGGACUGCGUGCCUAUAGAGGACUGCGUGAAAGUUGGAGUCCCUCGAAGUGCAGUGGCCGGGGCGUCUGUUGGAGUUGCCGUGCUCCUGAUCCUUCUGAUCGUGGCCGUUGUUCUGGUGAAGACACGGGGUUGCCUGGCUUGUGGGAGGAAAAAGCUUGAUAACUCCGAGGCCUGA